AUGGCGGAUCGCUGGGCUGGGAAGCUGCUGCGGAUCGUGGCUUUGGUGACAACUUGUAGCAGCUGGAGUGUGGAGACGACAUCCCGCCGGGUUUAUUAUUCGUGCGGAGCCAUUGUUGAUUCUGCAGCUCAAGGUAUUAUCCUUUCACCUGGCUUUCCUGCAAGUUACGUUCCAGGUACACACUGUUUGUGGCAAUUCUUCAUUCCGGCUGGUGUCCAUCUUGUUUUGGAAGUUUUUGAUUUUGACGUGUUUGAGAAUCCACGUAAUGAUAAAACCCUCCUUGGUGAACAUUCAACACCUGCAAUGGUAGGUGGGGAGAUUUCUGUUUCUGGUUCAUUGGAGAAUGGGGGCACUGUACAGAGUCAAGAGCCCAACAACCAGCUACAUGCUCAUACAAAAGAAUAUGUUCAAGAUGGAAGAAUAAAGGUGUUUUUUAAUGAGACCAAUGUGUCUAAUUCAAAAGCUUUUGAUGGUGACUACUCUGUGACCCAAUCCCAUAAAGCUGAAGGCAAACGAGUGGUGGCACAGGAAGAGUCCAUAAAAUUGGAGAUGGUUAAGACACCGCCAUUGCAACAAGAUUUCUCCAUCACAGACUCGUCACUUGAUGAUUUGGAUAAGGAUGAUUCCACAAAGUCAAAUUUGAGUGAUCCACUUGCUGAUUUUGGUGACUACAAAGACAUCAAUGUAGACCCACAAUCCAACAAUGAAAGACAAGGUGAGAAGAGGCUGGAAAUUGACCAUCUUGAAGUGCAACAAGUAAAUGAUUCAACUGUAGUCACAGUGAUCCCUGCCAGAAAAGUGACACCCUUCGCACCUCCUGAAGUCUGUCCGAAUGAUGUUUUAUAUAUUUCCGAUCUGAUCACGUUUUCUGCCCGUUUUUGUGGGGCCAACACCCCUGUCAACAAGACGUUGAUGUUUGGUUCUUCUCUGGAGAUGGUGGAAGUGGUGGUGGAGCUGAUCACCACCACGGAUCGCGGGCGUGGAUUUCUUCUCCUUUACCAGUUUAAAGCUGGCCUAGAUGCUGAUUUUCGAACACUGAUUAAACAUCGGGACCAAGACAACCUGAUCCAUUUCUUGGUCAUUGCUGGCAUUGCUCUGUUAUCCGUCGUUCUUCUGACUGCACUCUGUUGUGCCUGGAGGAAAAGGACUCGUUGUAAAGGAAGUCACUCCCACUGCUCGAGGACCCGAGAGAAUGGAAUCCAGAAUUCUGCAAUUGAUAUCGGAGAAAUGCAGCUCGUAGCUAAUGGGACGACUCGGGAGAUCUCAACAGAAAAUGAGAACAACAAUCACAGCAUCAGCCUGGAGGGAAUGGGUAAUUCACUCCACACUGAAAUGGAAAUGGUCUCCAGUGAGUCAGCAGUGACGGAAUCGGGGAGUGAUGAGAUCUUUGUGAUUUCAACUGGCCUCAGCCUGGGCAAUUUGCAUUUCUCCAGCUUUAAGACAAAGGUCCCCAAGAGGAGCCCGACAAGUCCACCUGCCAUCUGCGAUUGGCUGGAACCAGAUCUCCUGCCUUCUGCAGGAGAAAAGCCACCGUCAGUUAGAGGCAAUGGCAGAGGAGAGUCCCCGAGCUGGCAGCAGGCCUGGAGCCCUCGGAGUUUCCAAGAUGUCCUGGGGCCUUUGCCACAGUUGCCGAGAGACUGGUGUGACUGGGCUAAUACUGGUCCAUUCACGAAACUGGUGGAGAAUUGCAGCACUAGCAAUUUACUGAGUGACCACUACACUGAGAACAAGCGAAAAGUUGUGUCCGAUAUGCGGUUGGAAACAGAGUUAGAGAAAUUGUUUUCUGAUUCUUCGGGAAGUGCUGCUUCAUAUCCACUCACUCAAUCUGCACAGAGUCAUCGCAAGGUCAUCACAGGUACCAACCUGAGGCGAGCCUGGUUUGGAAGUCCCUGCUUUGGCUUCUGGUCAAAUGCCCGUCAGCACAACUCGAGCACGGCCACCAGCUGUCACAACCAUGCUAGGCAGCAACCAGAUCCACGAUAUGUGCCAUGCAGUCAAGGACCCAGGUGUUCAGCAGACAGCUCUGUGUCAAACAACAUCAUGAAAAGUUUUCAGACUGAUGCUACCAAAACCAGGCAUCUGGCAAACGAACCUGAUCGAAUAACCCUGACGAAGCCAGUUUUUGUCAUCUCGGAAGCAAAUGAAGAUCGGCAGCCUCUGGUACAAGCUCUAGAUCCUCUUGGCCUGAGUGGUGAUCUCAGUCAGUUUGAGGAAGUAAAGCUUGAUGAAGUUAAUCGAGUUUCUGAGCAGGAACUGAAACAUCUAAUCAAUAGGGCAACUUAGUCAUUCUGACCUCUGAUUUUAUCUUAUGAAGUGUCAAACCUCACAUAUCAACAUAGAAACUUGGCUAAUGCUCUAAGAAGGCAAAGCUGUAUCUCAGAGACACAAUUGGGGCUGAACUGCCAGGUCCAUAUAAUACACCAGCUCCAAACCAAUCUUACAAAAUCACACAAGCAGUGAUCUACAGCAUAGCUGGAAUACAUGUAGAAAGAGUUCAAGGAAUACUAGGCAUCAGUGGCAAAGUAAUUUAUUUUGUUGGAACAUUGAUGCUGUAGGAAGAGUCUUCAAUCUUUCUUUGACAGCUAGUUGGUUGUCACUCGAGACAACUUUCCAUUGAUUCCGUUAAGCUUAUCAGAAAUGAAACAUGAUAGAUCCUGAAGAUUACAUGUCUCAUGGCUAAAGUGACAAAAACUUCAUUUGACUUUUCCAGCUUUCCAUUAAGGAACAACGAAAAGGUCAGGACCAUGGAUUUGUAUUUGUCUUGGGCUAAAUAUGUGAACUGUACACCUCUAUUACAUGACUCUGUUCUGCACAGCUCCCUGUGUAUUUUUGUAGAUAAGCGAAGACAACUUCAAUUCUGUCACUCAAUUCAGCUGGUGAAUAUUAAUUUGUACAAUGUGUCUCUGGCAACUGAAAAUCCUGCCUGAUCUAUUUGCUGAGUUACAGUAAAUUUCUGGACAAAGGCUGCAA
Molecule: messenger RNA, 2970 nt
Organism: Carcharodon carcharias (great white shark)
Lineage: Eukaryota; Metazoa; Chordata; Chondrichthyes; Lamniformes; Lamnidae
Exons: 7
Coding region: 1-2283 (760 amino acids)
Source: RefSeq, a predicted model, not a curated record